AUGUCAUUUUACUGCUCUCUUCUCACAAACAGUGGCCAGCUGUCGGCCCAGCGUGUGGCACUGCAAGUCCGGCGGUACGGGAAGGCCAGUGAGUCCGUCCCCCCCUUCAUCGAGGAGCUGGUGGUGCGCAGAGAGCUGACGAACAACUUCUGCUUCUACAACGAGAAGUACGACAGCGUGGAAGGGGCGUACGCGUGGGCUCAGAAGACGCUGCAGGAUCAUGCCGGAGACAAGAGGGAGUAUCUGUACACGCGGGAGCAGCUGGAGAAGGCCCAGACGCAUGACAAGCUGUGGAACGGUGCUCAGUAUCAAUUGGUGACGGAGGGGAAGAUGCACGGCUUCUUGAGGAUGUACUGGGCCAAGAAGAUUCUGGAGUGGACCCGCUCGCCAGAGGAGGCUCUCUCCAUCGCUCUGUACCUGAACGACCGCUACGAGCUGGACGGCCAGGACCCCAACGGCUUCGUGGGGUGCAUGUGGUCCAUCUGCGGCAUCCACGACCAGGGCUGGAAAGAGAGGCCCGUUUUCGGGAAAAUCCGCUUCAUGAACUACAAAGGCUGCCUUCGGAAGUUUAAGGUGGCCGAGUUUGAGAGGAAGUACUGUCCUAAGAAGCUGUGAGGCUCCUCCAGGACGUGUUGUCUCACCUCAGGGAGCUUCUCCACCACCUCCAGCAGUG
Messenger RNA from Cololabis saira (Pacific saury), 673 nucleotides. RefSeq names its product deoxyribodipyrimidine photo-lyase-like. Gene Ontology annotation, biological process: photoreactive repair. The record is from RefSeq and is a predicted model, not a curated record. The transcript is spliced from 5 exons. Bases 1 to 615 code for a protein of 204 amino acids. Gene Ontology annotation, molecular function: deoxyribodipyrimidine photo-lyase activity. Lineage: Eukaryota; Metazoa; Chordata; Actinopteri; Beloniformes; Belonidae.